UUGUCGGUGGUCUUCCCCAUCUUUGUUUCUUUGCUACAAGAACAAUCAGCGAAGGUGAAGAAGUAACAUUCACAUAUUUUCAAGGAGAAUAUGACCAGUUUCCUUGGCGGUUAAAGGAAGGAAAAACAGAUGAAAUAAGACCUGUGAAAGGGAAUACAGAAGAAGAAAGACCAGUGAAGGGACAUACCGAAGAAGAAAGACAAGUGGAAGGAAAUACAGGGGAAGAAAGACCAGUGGAAGGAAAUAAAAAAGAAGGAAGACAAGUGGAAGGAAAAAUAGAAGAAGAGAGACCAGUGGAAAGAAACACAGAAGAAGAGAGUCCAGUGGAAGGAAACAUAGAAGAAGAGAGACCAGUGGAGGGAAACACAGAAGAAGAGAGUCCAGUGGAAGGAAAUAUAGAAGAAGAGAGACCAGUGGAAAGAAACACAGAAGAAGAGAGUCCAGUGGAAGGAAACAUAGAAGAAGAGAGACCAGUGGAGGGAAACACAGAAGAAGAGAGUCCAGUGGAAGGAAAUAUAGAAGAAGAGAGACCAGUGAAUAUGGAUAUCACAAAUGACAGAAGCAGAGAAACUGAGCACGUAGCAGAGAGUGACCCUGAAGAUCUAGAGGAAGGUGUAACCCUUGAGGCUAUUGAUUGCCUAGUUAAGUAUGAGAUACAAAAAUCAGAAAACAACAUACACAAGGAGUUAACAGAAUUCAGAAAACAGUAUAGUAAUAAUGCAAUUGGGGAACUAAGAGCCCACCUCGAUGAAGUAAAGAAGGAGGUUAACAGGAAUGCACAGGGUUGUGAUACUGGAUUUAAUGAUUUAACAGCAACUGUCAACUCGAUGGAAACAACCAUUUCACAAAUCGAAACAGAAAGCAAGGGCAGCAAAAGAAAGAUACAGGAAUUGGAAAAAAAAGUGACAGAUAUAGAUCGUAAAUUUAACGAUAUUACUGCUGGGAUACCAAAAAUAAUUGAAGACAUUAUCACCAGCGGUACAUUAGCUUUCAUGCCAACCAACUCAUUCGAUAUUGAUGAGUCAGUGGACGAACCGAUGACUAUCAUGUCCACCCCUGUUUCGAUGUCAACAAACCUGAUCACUGAACAUGCUGAAGAUACAUCACAAAAGAGAGCAGUUGAUGAGGGAGUGAAAAAAACAAAAAAAAAGUUAUUGUUAAGAUGGUCCUGGAAAAAGAGCAAUCCAGCGGGCCUAGAGUUUCUAGAAAGUAGAAUCGAUCUACCUGACUUUUCAAGGGCCCAAGAUUUUAAACUUAAGGUUUAUAAGGAAGGGAUUCAGAGAGGUCUAUGGAUUGAGGCAACCCAUACCUUUGUGAGAGUUUGCACUAAAAUAGACAAUCUUCACAAGCAAACCCUAAAGUGAAUUACAGAUCGUCUACUUAUAAAUUCCUUUCUUUUAUUAUUUGGUUGAUAACAAUAACGUUCUAUUUGAAUUGUAAUAUUUGUAUUGUUCUGCCUUGCUUACGAGUUUAUUGUCAAUUUUGAAAAAUUGUUAUUGUGCAGUUAGAGAGUGGUGACUUUUCAAAUAUUAUGAUUAAAUAUUAAGGAAUUCUCACUGUUUCUGUGUUUUAAUGUUGUUUAAUCUACAAUAAAACUGUUGAUCAGGAGAUAACAAUAAAACAUUAUUCAUUUUAAAGUGUGCAUGAUUCAAUUUU
Messenger RNA from Mytilus californianus (California mussel), 1656 nucleotides. RefSeq lists its product as uncharacterized. Lineage: Eukaryota; Metazoa; Mollusca; Bivalvia; Mytilida; Mytilidae. The record is from RefSeq and is a predicted model, not a curated record. Bases 540 to 1364 code for a protein of 274 amino acids. The transcript is spliced from 18 exons.